Messenger RNA from Lonchura striata (white-rumped munia), 16951 nucleotides. The record is from RefSeq and is a predicted model, not a curated record. NCBI's taxonomy places the organism in Eukaryota, Metazoa, Chordata, Aves, Passeriformes, Estrildidae.
GGCCGGCUGGCUGGCUGGGUGGGUGCGGUCCGUCCGGCUCCCCGCCUCCUCCCAUCCGCGCUUUGACUCCCUCAGGGAGCUGCUGCAGGAGCUGGGUGCGGGGGCUGCUCUCGUGUCUAUUCAAGCAGCAAGGCCCACUUUUCACUAGAGCGCUGUCACCGGCAGUGGGUGUUAACGCUGUGGGUCAGGGCUAAAGAUGCUUAGGUGCUGUCCAUGUCCAUGUCGAGCUGAAUAGCCAAAGCUAAUGUUACUGGAGGUAUGGGUAUGCUCUGCUGCAACAACCGCACCCUUUUGGCAUGGAGUUUAUAUCUAAAGUGGGGUGGGUGGAUCAUUUGACUGUUUCUACUGUUGAAGUUUUGCCAGUGGACAAAAAAUAAUUUCAAAGAAAUGGGUUGUUUUCAGUGUUUGCGACUUUCUAUGUACAUGUGCUUUAUGUGGGUGAGUGCAAAACUCAAGUUGAUUUUAAACAAUACAUAUGGCCUAAAUUCUUAAGGCAGUCCAGAUGUUUCACCCAUUAUCUGAGUAAUGCACACCAACUGACUGCAGCUCAGAGUUAACCUCUAGUGGAGCAGGACAUGGCAGCUUGGACUCUGUGCUUGGCGUGGUUUUCACUCCCUUAGGUCACACGCACAAUGCUUGGAGUGGUUCUUACAUUCAACAAAUAAAGUCACUAAAAUUUACUGGUUUUGGGUUUUUUACUCCUGAAUAUUUCUUCUUUAUGUAAUGCAAGUUUAAUAUGAAGAUCUCUUUCUGUCCCUAAGAGGAAAAUGUACAUAUUUAUAUACACAAUAGAGUGCUUACUAUUGCAGUACACUUUUAGAGCAAUACUGGAUAUUACAAAUCCUCUUUGCAGUUUGUUUUUCCUUUUAUUAUGUGUUUAUAAGGGUUUCUAAAACUCUUAUUUUAUUAAAGAUUUAUAAACCCCUUUUAUUGCACCUACAUAGGAUGAUCCCCUUAUUCUUUAAAAGAGUUGAGGAAAAAACCCUGGAUAGCAUUAUAUGCCCAUCUUUACUCCGAUCUAUGCCUUGCAAUGACAGCAUAUCCUCCAGGUCACAGCACUCGUUGCAAACACAGAAAUUUACUGUUUGCAAGCUCAACUUUGCAUAGAAGAGCAUUUGCUCUUCCCCCAGCUCCCUCACAGUUUUAGGGAGAUUUUUGAGUCUUUCCUCUUUUGCUCUAAACAUCACAGACAAAUCAUGUUCUCCAAUUAGUGCUGAUAUUGGUGUUUAUUUCUCUAAGUAAACAAAGCACAAUGUUGGGAGUUUCUUACUUUGUUGGAAAUCCAUCCUUCUUAGUUACUUUUUUUGUUAGAGAGUCCUCAUGAUUUCUAUCUGUCUGUUUGUCUGUCUGUGUCUCCUUCUCUCUCUAUCCUCAAAUUACAUUCAAUACAAUUCCAGUAUAGGAGUUCUUGAAAAAUCCCUUGCUUGGUUUCCAUCCAGAAGAGAUUUGAAUGCAACUCAUCCAGCCUUGCUGUUGCACAAGACUGACAUGGAUGUUUUGAAGUUGGAUUGUCAGUGGAAACAAGCUGGAACUAUGCAAGAGGGGAAUGAAUCUUACUCUGAAAAAUGCCCCUUUGGCACUGAUGAGGUUAUAGCUGGAUUUAUGUUUUAAGUCUUGUUCUGAAUUUUAUAUCUUUGAGGACUUUUUCUUAGAUAUUUGCUGAAGGACUAGUUACUGUUUGUUUUUGGUUUUUUUUUGGUUUUUGUUUUGUUUUGUUUUCUUUUCUUUCUGAAGCAAUUAAGUGGAUUGUCAAGUUGUCUUGGAAAAAAGCCCACAAUAACUCAUCAGAAGAUGUUUCACAUUUUUCAGUAUCAGCCUUUAAGACUAAUAACCCAAAACAGUCUUUCUAGCAUGUGUUUAAAACUGAUGCUUUCAAGACCUGUUGCAUUUGCACAGAUAUGGAAGUCAUGGUUAUCAAGUCAUUCUCUUCUUGGAAAGAAAAAUAUUAUCCUGAUGGGACCUCCAGGUGCUGGGAAAACAACGACUGGGAGAAUAGUGGGCCAGAAACUGGAUUGCCCUGUCAUAGACAUAGAUGAUGAUGUUCUUGAAACAACCUGGAAUAUGAGUGUGUCAGAAAAACUGCAGGACGUUGGUUAUGAGGAAUUUUUAGAGGAAGAAGGAAAAGCCCUGUUGAAGUUCUCGGCAUCUGGAAGUGUAAUUUCCCUCAGUGGGUCCAAUCCAAUGCAUGCUGCUGGCAUGCAGCAUAUAAAGAAAAAUGGAAUAGUUGUGUAUCUGGAUGUGCCCACAACAGUCAUUAUGAGGAGGCUGAAAUCAAAGCAAAUGGAUCGUAUCGUGGGCCUUUCUCCUGGUAUUUCUCUCAAAGACAUACUUCAGUUUAGGAAGCAGUUCUACAAGAGGUGGUUUGACAUCCGUGUUCUUUGUGGAGGGGAUGUUGCAGCAGAGGUUGUAGCAGAAAAGGUACUUGAUGCUGUGAAGAGAUACCAAGACUCAGAACUGGAAACUUUCAUUUCAACGAGGUCUAGUAGUACUGCAAGGAGUACAGAAGAAGACUCUCACAAAUUAUAUUUCAGUGAUGUUGUUAUUCAGGGCUUAGCCCUUGAUGGAGGACUCUUUGUUCCUGAGAGAGGGCUUCCAAAAUUCACUGCUGAAGAAUGGCAAGGUCUGAUAGAAGCAACUUACAUUGAAAGAGCCCAGGUGAUACUAGAAAAAUGCAUACAUCCUGCUGAUAUUCCUGCUUCUAAGCUGGCAGAAAUUAUUGAAACUGCUUAUGGAGAAAACUUUAGUUGUUCUAAAGUUGCCCCAGUUAGGCAUCUGGCAGGUAAUCAGUUCCUUCUUGAGUUAUUUCAUGGACCAACAGCAUCAUUUAAAGAUUUUGCAUUACAGUUGAUGCCACAUUUGUUUGCCUACUGCAUCCCCAGAAGCUGCAAUUACUUAAUUCUGGUAGCUACUUCUGGGGACACAGGGAGUGCUGUUCUAGAUGGCUUUAGUCGUCUCCGUGAUGCUGAUAAACAGAGAAUUGCUCUGGUGAAUUUUUUCCCUGAGGAUGGAGUAAGCCCAAUUCAAAAAUCACAAAUGAUUGGUUGUCAGAAGGAAAAUGCUUGGUCAGUGGGUGUCAAAUCAGAUUUUGAUUUUUGCCAGACAGCUAUAAAGCAAAUCUUUACUAAUUCUGAUUUUACUGGCUUUCUUACAGUAGAAUAUGGAACAGCUUUAGCUGCAGCAAACUCCAUAAACUGGGCACGACUGCUUCCUCAGAUAGUUUAUCAUGCCUCUGCAUACCUUGAUCUCAUUCAUCAAGGUAUUAUUUCUUUUGGAAGUCCUGUAGAUAUUUGUAUUCCUACAGGAAACUUUGGCAACAUGUUAGCUGCUUUCUAUGCUAAAAUGAUGGGAAUUCCUAUUAGGAAAUGUAUUUGUGCUUCCAAUGAAAACAAUGUUUUGACUGAAUUCAUAAGAACAGGUGUUUAUGACUUGAGGGGAAGAAAAUUAAUUUCCAGUUUUUCACCGGCAGUAGAUAUUUUGAAGUCCUCCAAUCUUGAGCGAUACUUACACCUGAUUGGUAAUGAAGACGGACAACUGGUGACACAAUUAUUUAAUCAGCUGGAAAAUCAGGGCCACUUCCAGCUGCAGAAAGAUCUACUUGGAAAGCUUCAGCAGGACUUAGUGGCUGGCUGGUGCUCUGAUGAGGACUGUCUGGCUGCUAUUCACUCUGUGUACAGUACUACAGGAUAUAUUUUGGAUACACACACAGCUGUUGCUAAAGUAGUUGCUGAUCGAUUACAAGAUAGAACUUGUCCAAUUAUUAUUUCAUCUACAGCUCAUUAUUCUAAGUUUGCACCUGCUAUCUUAAGGGCCUUGAGGAUUGCAGAAAUAAAUCAGAAUCCAUUAAGUCAGCUUCACUUGCUGAGUUCUUACAGCGCUCUGCCUCCAAUCCACUGGGGCCUAUUGGAGACCCUGAAGAAGACAGGAAAUGGGGAUCACCAGGUCUGUGCUGCUGAUAUAAGUGUGCUGAUGUCUCAUAUAGAAACCUUAAUUCAAAAUCAUUUCAUGAAAGUUUUUUGAGCAACGCAUCCAAUGUCCGCAAUUGCAAUAAGUUCUUAACAAGCUGCAUGCUUUACUAAAGCCAUCAUUCAUCAGUUCACAGCAUAUCUCACAGUUUUAUAUUCAGUUGUCAAGCUUUCAACAGUAUUUGUAAGUAACAUGUGUGAGAUUUCUAGUGGUGGUGAAAGGAUGUGAAUUGAGAGUGUAAAAAACUGGAAUACCGCUUUGCAAAUCAUACAGUAGAGAUGCCAGCACUGCUGGCUUUCCUUGGCAGUGCUGUUUCCUUCACAAGCCUGAAGCAUCCUCAACAAAAGGAGACAGUGAAUUCUGACCUUUCUGGAACUAAUAGCUCUGGUUUUGUUCCAACAAUGAUGUGAACCUUUGGUCAGUGGAUGUUUAAUUAAACUUUAAAUCAUUUCACUUAGGGCAGUGAAACAUAAUAAUAUACUGGUGUUCAUAUGUUAGUAAUGAGGGUUGAUUUCACUACAAAGAUUAAAAUGUCCUUGUAUUGUUAAUCCUUGAACCAUUUAAUUUUUUGAUAUAUUACCUUCUUGUAUAAUGUUUUUUAUGUAUUGUGUUGCCAGUGUCUAAGUAAAAAAAAAAAAUCUAGUCAUUUUAACACCCUUUUCCCCCAAAAUAUUUUCCUGUGUCAAACAAAAUACCUAUUUGAAUAUUUUCAAUAUAUUUGAGGUGUGACUCUUCCUCCAGUGUCUUGUAGUCUCUUUUUUAGAUGGUUUUUAUUUGAACUUUCAAAUUUAGAAUCCUUUUUAGUACUAUAGAAGAAUCUGAUAGUGGUAACAGCUGUCUUCUUAAAUAAGAACCAGACUUCACCAUUUAUUUACCUAUAUUUUUUGUUUUAUCUUUGAGAUCAUAUAGCUUUUCUUGUUCUAAUUACUUAUGUUUUCAUAUUUUUCUUAAGUUCAUUUCCUUGAUGUUAUAUUCUAUUCAUGCUUUGCAUGAAUUAAUGUAAGAAAGAAGCUUCCCGAAUUACUUGGCAUCUCAUCAAGGCAAGUGAAAGAUGAAUUCCAGUGUGAUAGCAUCAGAAGUGUUCAUUAUGUAACCCAAAAUACAUUUGUGUGGUUUUCCUAAUGACAGGCUCUUUGGUGUUGUUUUUUUUUUUUUUUCUGAAGAAAAAUUAGACUGGAUUGUCCUAGGAGAUCAUGUGGUUAUGGACAAAUGUAUUCUGCUAAUUGAAGAUUAUAUUUUGCAAGGACAUAAACUACAUUUCAUACUAUGAGAAAUGGUAAAAUGAUAUAUUGAAAGGUUUGAAUGGCAUGCAGUUAUAGAGCUAAGAUUGUCUUAAGAUGUAAGGACAUAUAGCUAUGAGAAGUUGUGUUUCCUACUAAGAUUCAAAUAAUCUGGUAAUUUAUAACAUUUUUUUGCCUCUUCAAUAGGCAACAUUUCCUACAUGUCAAGACUCACUUGAGGCUUUGAACUGUUGUUGUAUCCAACAGCUUCCUCUGUGUGCCUGCUUGUACUUUUUGUCACACUAGAAGUGACCAAGUCACCAUCUAGCAAAUCAUCUAGCAAACUCUUUUAAAGAACUGUAAUUUCUUCCAGCAUAAGGUAAAAGUCCCAAGCACGAUGUGCCUUUGCCACAGUGAAUAUAUAUACAGUAUCACUAAGUGUAGCUGAGAACAUGGGUUUGACACAGUAGCUUUCUAGAUUCCUCCAUUUUUAGAUGCAUUUUUAGGACCUUUCUAGUUCUUUGCUCAAACCUUAUUCACUAUUUCUGCAGUAACUUUGGAAAACAACUUUUUAUUUUUAUCAAAUUGUGAACAGACCAGGUUGGAAGUGACCUAAAAACAUCGUCUGGGCCAACCUUUUGUGACAAGUUGAGCCUAGAUGAGAUUAUCUAGCACCCUCUAUGGUUAUAUUUUAAAAACUUACAGCAAUGGAGACCUUUCUGCAUCCUUGGGGAUAUUGUUCAAGUGACUGAGUGUUCUCACUGUAAAAAUUUCUCUCUUGUACCAAAAUGAGCAUUCUCCUGGUGCAGAUUCCCCCUUGUUAUCUCCAUAUGACUCCUUGUGAAUAGAGAGCUUCCAAUCUCUUCCUAACCACCACUGAUGUAUUGGACAACUGUGCUGAAGUGCCCACUAAGCCUCCUGUAGUAUGAAAAUAUCUAACUCAUUCAGCAUCCUCAUAGGGCGGGGGAAUUUUCAUCAUUUUCCAUAUACAACCUGGGAAAGACCAUGAUUAAAUAAUUUUUAAAAAAAGCAAGUCCUGUAAGAAAAAGUUGCAUAAGCAUAUUGCAAAGAAAGAAGCACUGUUUUUAUCAGUGUUAAGUCAGCAUCCACCUUGUAUUUCUGUAUGUUUCAAUAUGAUUCUUACAGUAAUUCCAAGUGGAAAAAUGUAAUGCUUUCUCUGGACGUGCUCAGUGCAAAACCAGAAUUCUAAAUCUUGAAAAUAAAAACCCAAAACCAAACAAACCAAACUGCUUGGAUUGAAGUACUGGGACAGGGCUUUGUUUCAGCAUAAGGACUCAGUGGAAAUCCUGCAGUACUUGGUUCCAUGGGGCUUAAUGCAUCACAGGGCAGUUUGUCGCAAAGUGUUACAAUACUUUAUAGAAAUAUCUUCAAAAAAGAACUUGUUUUUGUAGAAAGUACCUGAAAGGGAAGAGCUGAGAUUCUAAACAAGAUUUAGUCUUAUCUUAAAACUUAUUCUAAACAAGAUUCUAGUCUUAUUUUAAACAAGAUAAGACUAGAAGCCAAUAUCCUACCCUCAGAUAACUCGGUGUUAGAUAAACUAGUCAGAACUAAACUAGCAGGGGAUUUAUUUUGGCAUCACUAAAUUAUUUUAUAGUUCGUGGCAGUAACCCAAGCAUUGUUUGAAUUUCUAGUUGCUGUUUUCCUAUCACAUGACCCAUUAUAGCAGUUGAUAUAAACUAAGCAAGUAAAAAAAUAAGCACUUGUACUUAGGUAAGGGCUUUUAAUGUGGACUUACAGUGUCUAAGGGCAGUGGUUAAUGAGCACACAUAAUAUUAAUAGAUUUCUCAGAAUGUAAAGGCUUUUACAAUAUAGUAUUUACUAAUUUUCAAAAAUAGUUAAUUUUUGGAUUUUCUUAACUUCAAUAAACUGUUUUCCUGCACUACAUCUGCUUGUGGAUCCUAGUAAUGAACAUUUUAAAAUGCUGCAGUAGUGUUGUGAUCCUGGAUGUACACAGUAUUUGUGAGCUGAUGCUAAUGCAGUGUUCUGGUAGCUGUGGUGUAGCUUUCUGUCCUGCAGGGCCUGUAGCAAAGGAAAAAAAAUUUCCAGCAUGCUCAGAAUAGCUGGCUGUGGGUACAUAGGAUAAUGAGGGAAGCAAUCCUCCUUUCUUCCUAGCCCAGAUUUUCUUAGUGUCAGUGAUACACUGUCGCUCAGCAAAUCUUGUGCUACUGUUAUGGUCCUUGUUUUCCCCACUGUCAGUAUUAUGAAAGAUUCGAAAGGCAUUAAAGACUGGGCAUAAGUGCCCUUUUUUUUGGUUUUGUGUGUUCAGUGUGCAGACACUGCACACUGAAUGCUGUCAUACAUUAUUUUCUAUUAACUUCUUCAGGCAAAGUAGUGUGCCAGUGGUACAUAAAAGCAAAUCUAUAUUGUGCUGGUUAGCAGUAUUUAAGCCAUUUAGGUUUGCUGAUACACAGUUUGCUCCUAUUUGUCUAGCAGAAUCAAUUAAUAAAAUCCAGGUUGACAGAACAUAUGAGCGUGCAGGUCUACACAUUUCCACUCCCUUUGUUGACCCAGAGUAAUAGCAUGGCUUUAGUUAAGCUGUUACUUUCUGUAUAGAUAAAUCUUUGCUGAACACUUCCUACUACCUGAAAAACCUCAGGGACAAAUUUAACAAAUGUAAGGAGAAAUACAACAUCUAUAUUUACACUUUAUAUUAUAAGAAUAUUUAUGUGGGAAAUACUAUAUUUUCUUUACAGAUGUACCAGGUGCUCAUCACUUGCCUUUAGUCACAGCUCUUCUUCUCAGGGGGGAGACAUGUGAAGGAUGAAUAGAACAUCAGAAGAUAAUUCUGUUUUCUUAGUAUUUUAUUAUAUAAAAAGAAUUGCUGUUUACAGUUUUGAGGUGAUGAAAUAUUUUAUCUGAUGGAACUCUACAGGGACGAUUCUUGUUGUUCAAAAGCUUUGCUUUCAAGGACUUCAAGAACAGAUAUUGCUAUUAAGUAUAUCAUAUUUGGCAUACCUGGAAUACACAUUACUCAUUUGUAUCCACUGUGUUUUUUUCUAAAUAAACACUGCAGGAUUUAUAUAGCACUGUAGCACUUUCUUUGCAAAUAUGUUUGUGAAUUCUUAACAAUCUGCUAUAAAGAAAAUCCACUAAAAGUAGUGGUUUCAGAGUCAUUUAAGAUAUUCUUAAGUCUUGAAAUAUGUGUUCCAUCCUGUGUUUCCUUGAAAGUUAGGGGUAUGGUUAGUGAUAAUACAGUCAUUCACUUUGCUGAGACUAAGAUUUUAGUGAGAUAAUGUGCAUCACUGGAAGGAAGUAUGUAUAAAAGAGAAAGCACAGAUCAAAAAUAGCAAAUGUCUAAAUACUCUGUUUGCAUUGCACCACAUACUUGUCCAGCGCUACACGGAAAGCCUGUAUUCUGAGGAUUAGUAUGGAAAAGUAAAUCUCUGACAGUUUAAUGUUCCUUAUUCCUGUCUAGUUCAGUGGAGAGAUUGUCUGUUAGUUGAUGUGGAGCAACUUUGGUACACUUCUAAUAUCAUUUCAGGAUCAUGGGCUUAAAAAUUACUUGAAUGGUUGAAGCCACAAUGAGCAGUUGAUGUCAGUGAAUUAAUGUGAAUGGGCCAUUGAUUCUGAACAUGUAUUAGCAGCUUAAGGAGGAUUUAAAUGUCACUGUGUUUUUUCACAGUGGUUUCAAAUGUGCUCAGCUUGCCUAUCAGACCUGGGAAGCUGUUGCUUCAGAUUUUUUUCAGAAUGUAGCAAUCUAAAAGACAACUGUCUUGGUCUUGCUCUCCAUCUUAGCUAAAACUUUCAAAGAUCUCUCAGUGUGGACCAAGACCUAAGCUGUUUGCUCAUUUUACUUGAGAAGACUUUAUUUCCUGAUAAGUGUUUAAGAUCCUGUCUGGUCUCUUUCUUGGCAGUAUAGGAAAAUUAUUCAAUGGAAUUAAGAUAACACCUGAUUUACUUGCUUGUGUAUGAUAUUACAAAAUUUAGCCAAGGAGAACAUCCAAGGUGUUUUCCUUGAACAACACAGGAACACUUUUUUCAUAAAAAGUGUAUCUCACGUUUCACAAAAUCAGUUACAUAGCACAGGAAUUGUUACUCUAGCAUUUUAUUUAGAUAUUUUGUCACUGGUAUUUGGAACAGACUUCAAUUUUUAAAUAGUUUCUUUUAUUUUAAAGAGUUAUUGUUACAUAAAUAUGGAGGGUAUCACUUCCAGAUUUAAAAUUCAUCAUGACAAUAAUUGAGUCAAACCUGAAAGAACUCAACAUGCAAAUUGGAAAGGGAAGACUUAACAGAUUUGUUAUGUGAGUUCACACAGGAUUUGGCUCUUAACCAUGAGUUUAUUAAGAACAUAGGAGGAAAUAGACUAAUGACUGUCCAAAUCUACAGAUGCCACAAAACUUAAAUACUAAGGAGCCACUUAAUCAGAGCAAGAUUAAUUUCUUGGUUAGGAGCUGUAAGCAAUUUGCAUUUUACUCUGGCCUAAAGUAGACCUGUUUUUUUUGGAGAAUAGAGGUUUGAACAUACUUAGCAAGUUAAACUGUUUGUGGCAGGAAAUGCUGCUGACUUUGAAUGGUGUCUGGAAAUGAUGUGCAUUCUCAACUGAGUAUGAAUUUUCAGCAUGCCUUGUGGCCAAAAGGACCAGUGCCAGAAGGACAAGAGGUUAGAAAUGGGAAUACUGCCAGGGAAGAAAUACUGCUGUCUGUAAUUUGCUUUGGUGUAACCUUUUGGAAGAAUAUUAUGCCAAAUUUCAGUAGUCACAAUUUUUAGUAAUGCUGGGAAGCUGGACAGAAAAGAGUCAUGAGAGCAAUAAAAGUAUUAAAAAGAAGCACUAGCAUGAGAGUCUCAGAAACCAGAAAAUCUUAGUUUAGUGAAAAAAGAAUCAGCCUAGACAAACCAUUUUCAGAGAAAAAUUGAUAAUACAGAGCUGUUCCACCUAGCAGAGAAAGAGUGAUCCAGCAAGUCUAAGCAGAAGGACAUGUUGCAAAAAGAGAUAAAAUAUAUAACAGAACAGUAAAGGCAUCCCUAGUCUGGACAUAUUAGAUGAUUUCCUGAAAAAAUGUGAUUUGAUAGAAAGAGGACUAAUUCAGACAAGUCAGACCCAUGGUACACAAGAGGUCAAACCAAACAGUCACAAGUUGUGUUUGGCUGCCCCAGGAGUAACUUGCCUUUAACAAAAGUAUGAACAGCAUUUCACAGAGGUUUGAGAGAUAGAGAUUAUGAACUAAUUUCAGUUCUGCUGUGGUGUGAUCAGUACACAGUGCAAAAUAGGCUACUGGAUAUGUUUAGCCUUGUUCUUGCUGUCUCUAGAGAAUUGCAAAUGGACUACUAAUGCAUACCCUGACUUGACUCAUGGCUAUUAGGAUAUGGCUCAUUAGUUUUAAAUUUCAUUAUACAAUAUGCCUUAUGAUGGUUUGGGCUAUAUAUACUUUCAUUAUGAAAAUGAGGUGAAGAGCACAGGAGGAAAGUGUCUGUGUAAAUGUCAGCUUUAUUGAAUGUAGCUAAUUUUAUUUAUUUUCUCAAGGUUUUAAAAGUUGGAGAUCUUUUGAAAUUUAUUAGAUGCUUUUUGGCCACUUUUUUCUCGGCUUUUACGAGCAACUUGCAAUCCAGUGGCCAUUUUCAAUUCAUUUUCAUAAUAAGACUUAUAUGACAAAUGGAAAAAUCCAAUGGUUCCUUUUUAUAGUUAAACUAGAACUUAUAUAUACCAAUUAAAGCUUAGAGAAGGUAAAAUGUACUCAUAGGUUCUACUCUAGCAAUAUAUUUUGAUUUAAAUGUAUUUUUUCAUUAAACUAAUUCACUAAAUUAUAUCUAAAUAGAGCAGGCAUUUAGUGGAUUUGUUUUCUAAGUAUCUGUGGCAAUCUGGUUCUGUUUAAAAUGCUAAUAAAUGCAUUCCAUCUCCUAAUGAAACCAGUAGUCCCUGCAUAAUUAAUUAGCAUUUUAUACAGAUGAACCAUACUCACAGAAUUUUUCUACCAGAAAGGUUAAUAAAAGAAUUCAAUGCAGUUUUUAAACACCACAAGAGUGGCUUAUUUCUGCAAAACCAGUUUUUUACAAGUAAACAUUUUAGUGACAUUUACGUGGAACUGUUGUUUCAUACAGCUUUUAUCCACAAGGUGGCAUUCCUAACAGGAGUUUGAUAGACAUGGUCAUUUCUUGCAGUUUUGUAAGAGCUCUAAGUGUGAGGCGGUCAUAAGCAUAUUAUAUGAGCUUUUUAUGUUUUCAUUUUUAUAAAGGGUAAUUAAGAGAAAUUUAAGAAACCUUAAUGAUAAUUAGGUUAAUACUCAUUGGUGUGUGGAGUAUCCAGAAAUAUGUGAUGGUUCCAGGUUACAAAACAGCACAUUCAUUCAUGGCAUUAUAUGCUACUAGAGACUUUUCAACUGUAAAGCUGGAAUCAAUUUUGCUUUAGUGAAAGAGUCUAAAAUAAUAAUUUAAAAAUUAAUUAAAUCAAGAGCACACAUAAUACCAUGGUCUUGUACGCAAACCCUAGUGUUUGGUGUUUUGAACAGGAUGAGGCAUAUGGAGCUUGUAGUGAGGUCUGGGCUAAGGAAGGGCAGAUAAUAGUGUUCCUGGGGAAAAUGAACAUGUGAACAAUUAUGUCUUGCUCUGCAGGGGAGGAUUUUUCAUAGUUUAAUGUUACAAUGACCAAGCAACUUAUUUUCAUAUGCCUGUCAUCCAGGUUGAUAACUGAGCCAGCAGGCAGCUCUGCUUUCCUUCAGGCUUUAUAUUUCAGUUUCUUGCAGUCUUUAUAUGGUCAAUUCAAAUAUCGUGUUACUCUUUUUCUUUGAAUACAAGCAUGAAGGAAUGUUAUACAACCUGCUAAACUGAUACAAGUGCACGAGAUUUUAUAUAGCAGGGACGUGCAUAUUAUACUUUUCUGCCCCAUGGUUAAAGUCCUGAUCUACUUUGCUUUUUUGCUGAUUCUGUAAGAUCAGACCUUAGCUGAUCAUUUAUAUCUCACUUCUAGCUGGUGCCCUACUUGCAUUUUUGUUUGCAAAAGAAAAAAAGGUAUAACCUAAAGUUUCUGCUGAAACUGUAAUCCAAUGUAAAUUGUGGAAUUUUUUCUAAGCCUAUUUUGAGUCAACAGAAAGGAAUAUGAGUUAUUUGGUUUUUGAUUUAUUGUUUUGUGGUAGCAAAACUUCUGUGUAAUCUUUUCUAAUGUGUGUGUACGUUUCCUGCUAAUCCCUCUGCUCCAUGUGCUGACUCCCAGUGACACCUCAGACCUCUGGGUUUGGUUCCUCUCACUUAACACAGCUGAAAGGACAGAGCAGCAGCUGCACCACGGCUGACACUAAUGACAGUCUUUGCUGGGUUAGUGGGCACAGUUUUGACAUUAAGCAGAUAUUCUUUUUCCUAACAUUCUGCUGUACCUCUAUCAUCCUCAAAGAUGGCUCUGCAAAACAGAGUAUGAAUUCCUGUUCACUGAAAGCAGUUGUCAGUCAGAAAACCCCCACUUUCAGAAUGAUCAAGCUGGUAGAACCUACUUGCUGGUUGAAUCUGGCAAUAAGGACUGUAGAGACAAACCUUCUGAGUUGGUAGUAUCUUAUGCAGACUGCCAGUAAAAUUUGAGGGCCUGAACAUCUCCCACAUGCUGCAAAUUUUAAAGAAAUGUGGUGAAAAUUACUAUUUCCAGGAUCUGGAAAUGGACUGACAAAAAAAGUUAAUAUAUAAUAAUUAUGAAGUGUUAAUGAGGAAGUAAAUUAUAUAUUGUUGUUGCCUUUCAAGUUAAGCUACACACUGAAUUUUCUUUAUAGUAAUUAGGCAUAGCACUAGGUGAGUAAAUUAAAUAUAGGAAAAACAAAUAUACAAAAGAAAACCAAAUGGAAAGAAACAUUCUCUGCUCUGGUGGCUGCCAUGUGGAAAGGGUUUAUGGUCUGUAGAUAGAACUGUACACAGCUAUGCAAGGAAACAGGUUAGUCAAGGUAAUGGCAGGGCUCAGGGUCCCCAAAAAUGCUGUAAUGUGUCGGGUGUGAUGGACAUCACCAGGAGAAAUCAGUAGUCUGGAGCAUUGCUGAUGUUGCUUCUGGGACAUCUCAUGAUGUUGGAUCAGAUGGAUAUGUACUCCAACUCCCAGAAAUGGGGGAAAGAAAUUAGGCUGAAUUGUCCUUUUGCCUAAGAGUGUCUCAGUUACAUGAUAGCGACUGUAAGUUCACAUAAGCCAGCACUUGCAGGUAACACUGUCAGAAAAAACAAGCUGUACUGACUGCAGACAAAUAGUCCUGAUACUUCAUGAUGGAUCUGCAAAUUGCUUUGAUAGUACAAAGCACAUCAGGGGCUAAUUUGAUGCAGCUCAUUGUUUGCAAGAGGUGGAUUAUAAAUGUUUGGAAUUGCAUCUUAUGUAACUGCUGUUGGAUACGCAUACCUAUAAGUGUGAAGUGGGAAAGGAAAAUGUGAUACUGGGAACUGUAGCCACAAGUAUUAUCACUUUCCAUAUGUAACAAACUUAUGCCUAGGGCAAGGAAGCACAAUUACUGACAGAAGCUGUGUUUGCUCAUGCAGGUGAUUUUAUUGUUCUAAGUGAUUUAUUACUCUGGCUAACAUUUUUUGAUGAAAGAUUUUUCUGGAAUGAUUGUACUCCAAAGGAAAUUUGGUAUUGUUUACCUUCAACAGAUGACCAGGUCUGCCUAUUAAAAAUGUUAGAUUUAUCAAGUACCUUCAUGUGGGUUUUAAAUUGGUGGAAGACAAAGGGUCAAAGUUUGCUUCCCUAAGUUAGUCACAUAAUCUCUUUCAGUCUCUCCCUUUCACUUCCUCAGUCUCAAAAAUCUACAACUACACAUUUGAGAAACUUAUCAGAUACUUAAAUAUUUAAUGUACUUCCAAAUUGUAUUAUUUUACUUCAUCUGUUAUCAAAAAUAUAUGCUGGAUUCUCUGAAUUUAUAUUGGGUGCUAAUGAUACACUGAUGAUUUCUGAAAAUGGAAAAACUGUUCUUACUUCAUUUACAAAAGGUAAAAAUAUGUUACAUUUUCAAACUGUUAAAUCUAGCUUUUAAGUCCUGAUUCCAGGAAGUGUGCAGUACCUGAAUUGCAAACACCUUGUUCUUUGUGCUCCUAGGUCACUGAUGGUAAAGUUCGUAUUUCUUAUGCAUUUAUUACUGUGAAAAUAAAUAGUUAUAAGUCCAGGUCCCUUCCUUCUCAGAGGGAUCUGAGUGCAAAACAGAAUUAUUUACUGAGUUACUUUGGCCUGACACUAGAAUUACUUUUAGUAAAGACGAAUCAAACCUAAUACUCAGUCAACUCCUGUUCAAAAUGCAGAGUGAUGAAGCUGAGCCAGAAGACAUUGAGUGCAAAGUGAGCUUUUCAGCACUGUAUAGAGCCAGUAUAAAAGCUGGUUGAAAACUACUUCACAAACUAAGAUCUCCCAAUAUCAAAUUUUAACUCACUGCUGCAAUGCACAGCUGAUAGCUGAUGGUAGAAAUAUAAAUCACUUUUUAAAAAAUCUGUCCAAAAUAAAAUUUGCCUUCUGUGAGAACUUAGCUUAUUGUGCUAAGCCUCAGGGUGAAGAGUGGAUCUCCCACCCCCAUGGUGGUGGCUCUUCAGUCAGUUCAGGGGCAGCAGAAGGAAUCAUUUUCAUUUGUUUUUUUUUUGAGGUUUUUUUCCUCUUGUAUUAAUUGCACGAUCUGCUUCAUGAAUCAGCUUACAUUUAAAUGGAACAGCUUAAAAGUAAUUGUGCAGCUGAGAAACUGAUGAGUUAUUGUGCCUUAUGGCUACUGUGGCUGUGUGGGUGAGGACCAAGAAGACAAAAAUUGGUCUCUUUAACCUCCAGUGUCCCUUAACUCUCCUCCAGUGAGUUUCCUGUCACUUUAAUUUAAGAAGUAUUUUGAUGAGCUUAUGAAAGCAAUUCUAUGAUGCAUUUGUCUACAGUUCCCCAGAAACAAUUGCCCAAUCCUGUGUUCCUAAAUUCCCUACUGUACAUUGCCUUUCAUUUUUUCCUUUUUUGAUAGCUGUGUUAAAUUUUGUUAGGGCUGAUGCUGUGUGUAGAUCUGGUUUUAGAGGAUAGACAGAUGAAAUAAGCAACAUUUGAGUGUCAUUGAGACCACUUUAGUAAUUUUUUUUGUUUGCAAAGCAGAUGUCUCUGUUAUGCACUCAUAUUCUUCACUGUCACCUAUUAUCAUAAAUAUUAGCAUAACUGUUUUUUUAAUUCUGUAAGCCUUUUCAUGGGACAUUUUAAAAUCAGUCUUUGUAGGAUAAAUUUCUCUGUAUGUUACAACUCAAAAUACCAGAAUCUUAAAAAAAAUCUUGUAAUAAGCAUUUCAUAGUUAAUGUAAUUAAGUUCCUUUCAGCCUGGUACUUGGAAUGCAAAUCAAGAGUUUUAUUUCCCUUUUGGAAUCAGGUACCCUUUGAAAUGUUCAUGAUGAAAUUCUGUAAACUGUGUUGUCAUUCUGUGUUGUGACACUGUGUUGUUACUGCACUUCUUUCAGAAGAAUUUUAAAAACUGCCAUGAGUUCUGACUGUAAGGAAAAGUGUAUAUAUGCAACAAUUUUCAGGAAAGGACAACCAGAAGACAUGAUUUUGUUAUUAUAACUUUACUUAAGAGGAGAAGAGGUACAUAUGUAUGAGUAUGAGGAUUUUUGGUAAGUUUAUAUCUUUCUCAGAAAGCUUGAAAGUGGUGAUUUUUGCAAGAUUUCAAAUUAGGGGAUUAGGGGAUGCUGGUUUUUUCCCCUCCACCUUACUCCUACCCAAAUUCAUAAAUGAAUGAUACAAAAGUUUUAAAAUCAGACUUCACUAUGUAGAAAGUAAAAAAUGGGUGGAAAGAGCAGCAAAAAACAGAUCAAGUGAAUACUCAGAAGGUAGGCACAAUUCUGCUGAGUGUCUGCAAAUUGAAGCCUAAGAUUUAAAAUCUGACCCUUUAAACAGUUCCUUUAACCAUGACUAUGACUAAGGCUUCCUAGCCUUAAUAUCUUACUAUAAAAGUGGAGCUGUGGUUUUCUUGAGAGAUUUGUGUAAAAGCCUGCUGCAGUGAGGGUAGGUACCAGGGAGACAGCUUUUUGGAGGGGGGGUGGGGCUGAGAGGAGUGAUUCUACUUCUUGUCUGCCAAUAAUUCUGAGCUAAAAGACAAAGAAAGAAUUUAAAAUUUUAUUUAAACUUUUUAUUCAAAAAUGGUGUUUAACAUGGAAUGAGGAUUUAUGGUUUAGCAGUCUAUCUGAAGCUGUAUGAUUUUAUAUAUAUGCACAUAAUGUACAUGCCUAGAGGUUGCAUAUGUAUUUCAGUUUGUUGUGUGCAUGGCAUAUCAUGCUUGCUGGAUCAAUGUGAGCCAUCUUGACUGGUGCAUCUCAGAUAAUGUGUUGAAAGAGAUGUGCAUCCCUGUGAAGAAAGAGAUCCCUGUGGGUACCAGUCUGCUGCAUCAUCACAUCCAGAUGGGAUCUGUUGUCUUUCCUACUCAAAGCCACUUUGAAGUCACAGGGGGACCACACUACUUCCCUGAGCUGUGCUGUCAGGUUCAGGGCUUCUGCAGCCCAGGUCUCCAGCUGGCCUUGACCCUUGGCUGGUUGUGUGAAGCUUCGUUGCCUGACCUUGGUUCACUGUCAUUGAGGAAGAUGUCACUGAGCUCUGAGAGUCUGUAAACUGAAACUGUGCAAGAUAAGAAGAGUAAAAACAAGCAGAACUGAGUGUGCUGAGCUGGUAACUGUCUUGGGGACUGGGGACAAAUACUGACAUGGAAUCUAAAAAUCUAAAGGAGAAAGCAAAGGCUUAGAAAAUGGCAUCUCUGCAACUGUGAGGACUUGCACUGAUUUACUGGGGUAUUUUGACACGAAUUAAAGACAUUUCUUAUUAAGUAUAAAGUGUGCAACACCAAUAAAAGACAAGAGAAACGA